Messenger RNA from Aspergillus tubingensis, 1665 nucleotides. Its product is annotated as PHD finger domain-containing protein. NCBI's taxonomy places the organism in Eukaryota, Fungi, Ascomycota, Eurotiomycetes, Eurotiales, Aspergillaceae. The coding region runs from base 1 to 1665 and encodes 554 amino acids. The record is from RefSeq and is a predicted model, not a curated record. The transcript has 2 exons.
AUGAGAUAUCUCUGGAAUCUACAUAGUAGAGGUCGGUGGUUUCGUUGCUAUGAAGCGUACGGUCCUGUUCUUGAAUUAGUUUCCGAUCGCCCCGAGGCGCUGAAAAAGAUUAAGCAGCUGUGUGAGGAGCCGGACAAGCUAGAUGAAUGGGAGGAAGCUCAAUUUCCUGCUCCGGUAGGUGCGCUGGCCAGCAUAGUCUACACCGUGAAUUUGGACGCUGGCACACUGGUAGUGUCCUACAUCGAUGUCCCAGAGUAUGAACCCCAGAUAGUGACUGACUGGUAUGAUCUGCACACGGUACGUGAGGCCUCUAGCUUGUCUGCAGCGGGACUCCGUGAGGAUCUGAAGGAACUACCUACGCAUGCCCCUGAGGAAAUUAUGAAUAAUGGAUUGGCGCAGCCGCCGCUGGAACCACUGCAUCUCCACUUGGAUAUCCCGACUUUCCUGAACGAACUGCAAGCCCGAUUGUUCAUCGACCUUAUGUGGGCCUGGCGCUGGCACGUUUGCGAUCCAAUAACUAUGCGUUAUGAUUCACCGGCGUUGAAUUACUUUUGUAUCACUAUCUUACGUCUUGCAGCUUGGGAUUUCGAGGUUUCAUUUGACACCGACGUUGACCUCCCAGUGACAGAUUAUCCUGAUGUACCCUGGAGCUGUCCCAAAGGUGACAUCUACUGGUUCCAUGGAUUCCUUGUUGUUCUACACAACAACCUGGAGGAUCAAUCCAUGGUCCGCUCAGCCGUUCAAAAGGCUGAGCAGUACCUUAAGAAAACCGCAUCCCAGAAUCAUCACACCCGCUUGAUAAUCAUUUCGACAUGCCAAGUUGUCUUUGCUGAGAUUUCAGACGACACUGUCCGUGCAAGCAGCCCCAGUAUGCUGAUUUCGGAUAUGUCCAGCGGCCGGUGGCCUGCGGGUUUCCGUGCUCUCUGCCAGAUCCUCACAACAAACUGCUGGCGAGAAAGCAAGACACACCGGGAGACAUGGAAGCCUCGCCUGCCUGCGGAAAUUAUUCAGCUCAUCCUGCAGCAUCUGGAACCACGCGAUACGGUAGCAUUUACAAAAGCAUCUUUCAUUACCGAAAGAAAGUAUUACGCAAGUAUACACCAAUUCAAAGACCUUGUCAUACAGAGCUUCCGGUUGCUAAUACCAUGUUGUGGCAAGCGCAGCGGACUCGAAGAGUCCGGGGUGAUGUGCUCAGUUUGCUACUCCUGGCAACACAGUGACUGCCUUGACCAAGCUAAUCUUCCGAGUGAUAGUUGUCCCCACUACAUUUGCUCGCGCUGUCGAAGUGGUGAGCCAGAAUUUCUCAUGGGCCGGGAAGCCAUGUACAAGUUUCGGCGUAAAGGAGCAUGCAAGGUUCGACACGAAGUUACCCUCAAGAGGUUUUGGCUACAGCAGAACCAACACGUUUCUAGUAAAAUGCAUGAGUCCAAACACUGUCUUGCGGACAUCGACUAUACAGUCCGUUUUAACGGUGCUUUUUCAGGUUUAGCUUAUGGUUUUGACGAUCGUGACUUGGACGAUGAUGGCACUGAUGCUGAUGGCUAUAAUGCUGAUGGCUACGAUAAUUAUAGCUACGACGAUAGUGGUUAUGAGUAUGAUGACCAUGACGAAGAUGACAUUGGAAACCAUGACACUGACCAUAAUGAAUUUGACGAUGAACCCUGA